UUAAUUAUUAUUUUUUUCAGAUUUUGUAGGUUGACCCACUGCCACUCGGUAUAAAUAGAAGCCCCCUCCAAACAUGUUUUUGUAGCAGUUAGCAGAAUACUAAAUUUGUCACCCUUUUACCUUAAAAUCCACAAAAUUAUAUUCCAAGAAAAAAACAGAGAAAAGAGAAAAAUGGAUUCAUGGGUUUCUUCUUUCUCGCCGGAAUCUUCUUCCUGGGAUUUCCGAAGCUUCGACAAUUCGCUGCCGUUUAACCUUAAUGACUCCGAGGAGAUGUUGCUGUUCGGGGUUCUAGAGCAGGCGGCGGCGGAGGAGAACUCCGACGACACGAAUUCCUCCGACAGCGUGAAGAUGGAGGCGGAGACGGCGGCGGAGCGGUCGUACCGCGGCGUUAGGCGGCGGCCGUGGGGGAAAUUCGCGGCGGAGAUUCGGGAUUCGACCCGGAACGGGAUACGCGUGUGGCUGGGGACGUUCGACAGCGCGGAGGCGGCGGCGCUGGCGUACGAUCAGGCGGCGUUCGCAAUGCGCGGCGCGGCGGCGAUCUUGAAUUUUCCGGUGGAGAGAGUGCGGGAGUCGCUCAAGGAGAUGAGGUGCCAGGUGGAGGAAGGGUGCUCGCCGGUGGUGGCGCUCAAGCGCCGCCACUCCAUGCGGAAGCGCCGCUCCUCCUCCGCCGGCAGAAAAUCCGGCAAGGUGGUCGUCGGAGAUGUUAAGGUUGUCGAGAAUGUGGUGGUGUUUGAGGACUUGGGAGCUGAUUACUUGGAACAACUUUUGAGUUCAUCAAGUGAAAUCAUGACACCUAAUCAUCAAUGGUGAAUCAAUCAUAGACUACUCUGUUCUUUGGUUUAAUCUCAUUUUUGUAAAUUAUGAUGUUUUGUUUUUCUUUUUCUCUUUUCUUUUAUGGUUGAAUGAAUCAUCAUCAAGAAAGGGAUGGUUAAUGGUUAAUGGAUAUACUCCAUGUAUAAUAAUGUAUAUCAUUUAGCUUUCUUGUACUUUUGCCAUCUAAUAAUUUUGAUUGAGUGGAACAUUGGAAGAGGCGAACCAUC
This is a messenger RNA of Ipomoea triloba (trilobed morning glory), 1040 nucleotides long. RefSeq names its product ethylene-response factor C3-like. Gene Ontology annotation, molecular function: DNA binding; DNA-binding transcription factor activity. The transcript has a single exon. Gene Ontology annotation, biological process: regulation of DNA-templated transcription; ethylene-activated signaling pathway. The record is from RefSeq and is a predicted model, not a curated record. The coding region runs from base 172 to 810 and encodes 212 amino acids. Lineage: Eukaryota; Viridiplantae; Streptophyta; Magnoliopsida; Solanales; Convolvulaceae.